Molecule: messenger RNA, 1695 nt
Organism: Heterostelium album PN500
Lineage: Eukaryota; Evosea; Eumycetozoa; Acytosteliales; Acytosteliaceae
Exons: 1
Coding region: 1-1695 (564 amino acids)
Source: RefSeq, a predicted model, not a curated record
AUGAUGAUGAUAUCUAAAUAUAUUUAUACAACAUUUAGAUAUAGUAAUAAUAAUAUUAAUACAUUAUCAUCAUUAUUAUCUUCAUCAUAUAUAAUAAAUAGUUAUAAAAGAAGUAAUAGAUAUUAUAGUAGUGUGAUUGAAUCUAAAGAUAUUGUUGUUAAUGAAAUUCAGGAUAGCCUCGAAAAGAAUAGUAAUAGUAAUAGCAAUGUAGAUAAAAUUUAUAGUAGAGAUGAAUUAAAACAAAUUCUAAAUGAAAAUAGUAGAAGACAAAACAUUGGUAAAUUAGAGGAUUGGUAUAAUGUCGGUGCAGAUUUAAGUAAAUUACAAAUACCCAAUGAUGUUUGGAAACAAUUCAGAGGAUCACUUUAUUCUUUAUUGAGUUUUGUUGAACCCGAUUUCAAAUGGGAACCAUGGAAGUUUAAUACUUUGACAACAACAACAUCAGAAUCAGAAUCAAACAAUAAGAGUAUUAGUAAUCCAAGAGGAUUCUGGAAGGAUCAAUCACAUCAACUGCUAUAUAUGAAGUGGUUGGCAGAGCAAUUAUCGUUUGACGAUCGUGAAUACGAACGUUGGUAUACCGUUGGAAAAUCACAUUUCAUCAAGUACAGAGGUCGUGGUUUACUAUCGGUCUAUGGCGAUUCCGUCUAUCUGCUACUAAGUUCACUGUACCCCGAGUUUGAAUGGCUGCCUUGGAAGUUUGAUAAUACACCGAAACGAUUCUGGAGUGACAGAGACAAUCAGAUCAGAUACAUAAAAUGGCUGGCUCGUAAACUGGAAAUCAAACAACUGAAAGAUUGGUAUAGAAUAACAAAGCUUGAUUUUCAAGAGAAUUACGGUUCCAGUCUAUUGUCUUUGUUUGGCGGUUCACCUGCAAGAGUAGUUAUGACAUUGAUAGAUCCCAAAGAUCAUCAUGACAAUCUGAAAACUGGAAUGGUAGAGAAACAACAACAUGUUGAGAACAAAUGGCAAAUAUGGAGAUUCACUUGUUUACCUCGUGCUGCCAAAUUAGAUAUAGAGGUGCUGAGAGAGUUUAUACAGUUCGCUGAGAGUCACUACGCGAUUGAGAGUCAAGCCGAUUGGUAUAGGUUGUCGUGGAGUCAGAUUCGUGAUAUCGGUGGAUUCUCGCUGGUCAAGAAGAACGGUGGAUUCUGUCAGAGUCUGGCAAAGAUCUAUCCUGAGAAACAGUGGAAUCCGCUACUCUUUAAUAUGCCUGGGAAGAAGUCGUCGCAACGACUACUGAAGAUCUACUUGGAUCGGCUGUUACACCCGGACUACAAGGUUGUCGAGGACUAUCGGGAUGUCGAUCUUCUAAGGUAUCGUUCUACCAACACCGGAUUCCAAUUGGAUUUCUACUGUUCCGAGUUGAAGCUGGCAUUCGAAUAUCAAGGUAAACAACACUUUUUGGACACUCCACUUUUCGGUGACGCCAAAAUCUAUCGUGAUCGCGACACUGAGAAGCGAGUGAUCUGUCGUGAGCUGGGAAUCAAAAUCAUCGAUAUACCAUACUGGUGGGACAAUCAAGUGGAAUCACUCAUUGGAACGAUCCAAGAGAAUAACGGUCACCAAUGGAUAUCUAAAUAUCUCGAAUCAAUCAAAACCAAAGAAGAUAAUAAUGUUGUUGAUCAACUACAUUUCUCACCAAUACCAAAAACCUAUCAAAAACAAAGAACUAAUAAGAAAGUUCAUUUAUUAUAA